Sphenostylis stenocarpa is the source of this 1665-nucleotide messenger RNA. NCBI's taxonomy places the organism in Eukaryota, Viridiplantae, Streptophyta, Magnoliopsida, Fabales, Fabaceae. The record is from the annotation of a GenBank genome assembly.
AUGAACAUUGUCUAUAUAUAUGGCUUGAUGCAGCAUGUACCAAUUAAGUUUUUCAAAAAGUAUAUUGGAAACGUGAAGAAGCAAGUGAUGACAAUGUUACAGUUUAGAAAGACAUUGUGGCCUGUGAAGCUUGUACUUCAUGGACGUGGUUAUUCAGUCUCGUUUUCUGCUGGUUGGUCCUCAUUUGCAAGAGAAAAUAAACUGCAACCUGGAGAUGUUUGCAUCUUUGAGCUUGUCAAUGGAAAAAAUAAACUCCCAAGCAAUUUCACUACAAAAUGUGGAGAUGGAAUGUCAAACCCGGUGUUUCUCAAGCCUCCAGAUAGCGCUGAAUGGAAAAUACACUGGAUUAGGCAUGAUGGUGAGAUUUGGUUUGAGAAAGGAUGGAAGGAGUUUGCCACAUACUAUUCUCUGGGUCAUGGUCACUUGUUGUUAUUUGAAUAUGAGAGAACUUCUCACUUGGAUGUGCACAUAUUUGACAAUAGUGCCGUUGAAAUAGACUAUCCAUCCCUAUUUACUCAUGACAACCCUCAUCAGAUUAUCAAUGAUUCUGUUCAAAGUUUGGACAAACUUGUGCAGAUCAAUGAUGAUUCUGUUGAAAUUUUGCGUGAGCAAUGUUGCCAAAAGACAGGAGUCAAAUAUACAGUCUCAUCUGCUCAACCCUGUAAGAGAAUGAAAGAUAGCAUAAUUACAACUGUUGGAGGAAGCAGCAACGGGGUAAACUUGCAUCAGCAUGGUCAAACUAGGAGGACUAUUUUUCAAGACAAGGGUAAAGACAUUUUUCAUGCUGGAUUCCCAAAUAUGGAUGAACUAACCUCCAGGGCUUUAGAUAGAGCCACUUCUUUCAAAUCUGAACAUCCCUCUUUCUUGCUUGUUAUGAAACCAGCGUUCAUCAAUGAAAAUUACCUGGAAAUUCCGCCACAAUUUUCAAAACAAUAUUUGAAGAAAACACAUGCAGUUAUCCUCCUUGAAGUCAUGGAUGGGAGAAGUUGGCCUGUUAUUUGUUACGCUUCUAGAAUUACUACUGGAUGGCAGAAAUUUGCAUUGGAAAAUAAUUUGAAUGUGGAUGAUGUUUGUGUUUUUGAACUGAUCAAGAAGAUCCAGAGUGUUGCUUUCAAAGUUUUCAUUUUCCGAUCUGCAGAAGAACCAAGUGGCCCCAUUUCACAGGCUAAACAUGAAUUCUGUGAAAAUGCAAAUAUAGAUGAUUCAAAAUUCAGCAUAGUGCAUCAUCCUUCAACUAGCUCGAGAGGUGGGAGUUCAAGUCAAAGAACUUCACGGGUUGAAAGUCACCUCAAGUUCAACUUCAUAAUAGGCGAAGGUCAGAAAGAAGCCAGCAAAUUCACAUCAGAAAAUCCCUUUUUCAUGGCCACUCUAAAAUUGCAUGGAAACACAACCAGAUGCCCGCGUGUGCCAAGUAUCUUUGUGAGAAAUUAUGUUAUAAACAAGCACAUGAAGGUGAUGAUGCUACGGCUCGGAAAUAAUUUGUGGCCUGUAACGUUUGUAUUUCAUCAAAAUGAUGCUUCAGGCACGCUCUCUGCUGGUUGGCCCUUGUUUUCAAGAGAAAAUAAUCUGCAAAUGGGAGAUGUUUGUAUCUUUGAGCUGGUCAAUAGAGAAGAUGUAACACUUGCUGUUCAUGUUUUCAGAGGUCACUCUCAGAUAAUGCAUUAG